AUGACAAGAUGUGAUUGCAAGGCAAAGAUUGUAGUUCACAAGAAUGGAUCAGAUAGAUGGGAAGUUAAGACAUUUGUGGAAGCACAUAGUCACAAUUUAAUGAGUCCAAGUAAGGUUCAUUGUUUACGAUCACAUCGACAUUUUACAGAUUCUCAUAAGGUUGUCAUGGAUAACAUGAGAAAAGCAGGUAUUGGCACAGCUAAGGUGUUAAAUUUUUUUACAAAUGAAGCUGGAGGACCUGAGAAAAUGGGUUUUAUUGAUGAAGAUGCAAGAAAUGCUUUAAAAAUUCAAAGGCGUGACAAACAUGGUAAAAGUGCUCAAGAGUUGCUUCUUUACUUUCAAAAUAAACAGAGGAAUGAUGAUAAUUUUACUUAUGCAAUCCAAAUUGACAAUGAAUGUAGAUUGACAUCUUGUUUUUGGGCAGAUAAUAUUUCAAAAAUAGACUAUGAAGCUUUUGGUGACGUUGUAUGUUUUGACACAACAUACAAGACAAAUGAAUUUGAUAUGCCAUUUGGUCCAUUUGUCGGAGUCAACCACCAUAAGCAAUCUAUCUUGUUUGGUGCCGGGCUUCUAUUUGGUGAAACCAUUGAAGAUUUCGAAUGGUUAUUUCAAUCAUGGUUACAAGCUAUGGGUGGGAAGCUUCCAAAGGCCAUAAUCACAGAUCAGGAUCCAGCAAUUGCUGCUGCAAUUGCAAGUGUAUUUCCGAAUACCGAGCAUAGGUUGUGCAUGUGGCACAUUGUUCAGAAGCUUCCAGAGAAGUUAGGUAAAGUAAUUAAUGAGAACCCAUCAUUCAACACUGAUUGGAGAAAUUGUGUAUAUAUGUGCGAUGAGGAAGCCGAAUUUGAUGCAUUAUGGGAUGUCAACGACACAAUGGAGUGA
Molecule: messenger RNA, 879 nt
Organism: Magnolia sinica
Lineage: Eukaryota; Viridiplantae; Streptophyta; Magnoliopsida; Magnoliales; Magnoliaceae
Product: protein FAR1-RELATED SEQUENCE 5-like
Exons: 2
Coding region: 1-879 (292 amino acids)
Source: RefSeq, a predicted model, not a curated record